AUGAUAGAGAACAUUUUUUCUAUUCCUCAAGUGUCUUCUCACGACAUUCCACGUCAAACAACAGUCAAAGCAUGUGGAUCAGUUCGCCUAAUUACUUUGAAACGAGAUGCAUUCCGUCGUCUUCUCUCUCAACGACG
Messenger RNA from Paraglomus occultum, 137 nucleotides. The record is from the annotation of a GenBank genome assembly. NCBI's taxonomy places the organism in Eukaryota, Fungi, Glomeromycota, Glomeromycetes, Paraglomerales, Paraglomeraceae.